UACAAACAAGACUAAGUACGGACUUUGAGCGAAACUUUGCCAAAGGAAAUAUCAAAAUACGAUCCGUAUUUGAGUAGAGCGAUGCAACUAAAUGUCAUGCGUACAGUUAUAAAGGUAAUAGAUACCAAACAUACCGCCCACGUUUGACAUCUAUGGAUUUAUAAAUCGUGGCUGCAAACGGAACUGUGUUACUACAAUAUUACCCUCCCAAUAUGAUGUUGAGAUUAGUGUUGGUAAUAAUUUUGAAGUUUGAAUUGGUUAUUUGUCAAGAGGAUAUGAGAAAUCCUAUGGAAACGCAACCGCCAUCGCCAGAAUUUGAGAAUUUGUGUAUGAAACUAUCGAGUGGUUUGCACUUUGAUAAAUCUUUGCUGUUAAAUACCACUUGGGUAUCUAUUUAUUCAUGGAGUAGAGAUGUUGGUUACGGCUGUCCGACAUUGCAGUUUUCAAAACCAACACUGAAGCAAAAGCAGAAAUUUUACAAAAACAUGAGAGACCGGCUUGAGACACAACCCAACUGGAAAUCUGCAAAGUUACUGAUGACGUUAAGAAAUUUCGACAAAAAAACGGAGUCUUUGCUGACUUCCAUUAGCAGAGGGUAUAAAGGUUCAUUCGAAGCCGUCCCAAACCUUGACAUACUUCAGCUGUACGGGACGGAUGUGGACGAAAAAAUUCCUUUGUUUAGUUUCACGUUACAACUAUUGCAGACCAAUGACGCUGAAUGCAAAAAUCAACUGUUUUUGUUCUUUUUAUUUUGCAAAGUGGGUGUUGUCUUAUAUACGAAGGUGGACAAGCAGUGUCCAACUCUGAAACUUAUAAACAAAGUAGUGAGCAGCGCUGGCUUACCUGAUGGACAAUAUACUUGUAAGAGGUAUUUAAAUUCGACACUCGUCGAUAGAAAUGUGUCAGGAUCAUCCUCGGAAUCGGAAGAAAAUCUAGAGGACGACCAUAGUUGAACAAAAGUAUGCUACUUUUAACCCCUAACCAAUAAAUAAUGUUAGUUUAAUAAAGGUUUGGACUACGAUACGAGUCUUUUUUACAUUUAUAAUUACCUACAUUAUAGUAAAAUUUGCGAUAUUUUGUUUUCUACUAAGUUAAAACAUUAUUGUUAACAUUUAUAAAAAUUAUCCUAUUUUCGUAGAGGACUUUAUUAAUAAGCAGAUUAAAUGUAAAUUACGUAAAAUAGAUUAAUUACAUAAAGAUUUCGUAUAAAAAAUCUGCUUAUGUGACGGUUAAGUACAUUUUCAAUUUAGCAAUUCCAAUGAUCACAUUGGAAGUAGGUAUUAUGUUCUGUUUGUUUUAAAAAAUAAGCUUAGAAAUGUGA
Molecule: messenger RNA, 1321 nt
Organism: Plutella xylostella (diamondback moth)
Lineage: Eukaryota; Metazoa; Arthropoda; Insecta; Lepidoptera; Plutellidae
Source: RefSeq, a predicted model, not a curated record